UUCAGAAGAAUGUAACUUUCUUGGUGCAUAAUUCAAUAGACUUUUACUAUAAGAUAGCAUCUUGCAGUACAAUAAUGAACAAUACAGUAAUGUCUUCAAACAUGGAAAUCAUCCAAAACGCAACAUACGAUUAUUUCAUCAACUGGACAAAUAUGUCCUUCCCUUUGGAGGACUUUGACAACAACUCACUGUUCUUGAGCGACUCCCACGUGAGAGACGUUCCCCUCAAAUCUUCUUUGCAUUUGCAGGGACCAUCCCUGUUGUCCAUCGUAUCAUUGACCACUCUCUUGGGAGUGCUCAUUCUUUCGACCGUGGUCGGAAACCUGUUCGUCCUCACGGCCAUCCUGAGAGAGCGCUACUUGCAGACGGUGAGCAAUUAUUUGGUGUUCUCGUUGGCGAUUGCAGACCUGAUGGUGGCUUGUCUGGUUAUGCCUAUGGGUGCUCAAUACGAAGUCAUGAACCAACAGUGGGUGCUGGGGGCCACCCUUUGUGAAUUGUGGACCUCGGCGGAUGUCCUGUGCUGCACAGCGUCCAUUCUGCAUUUGGUGGCCAUAGCGGUAGACAGAUUCAGAGCAGUGACCAGCAUCGAUUAUGUCCAGCACCGAAAUACAAGCAGAGUCGGUCUGACGAUUGCGCUGGUCUGGGGUGUAGCAUUUCUGGUUUCUUUUGCGCCAAUUCUUGGAUGGAAGGAUGACAAGUUCUUGUACAGAAUACAGGAAGAGAAGCGAUGCCUGCUGAGCCAAGACAUCGGCUAUCAGAUCUUCGCUACCUGCGCCACCUUCUAUGUACCCCUGGUGCUCAUUCUUAUCUUGUAUUGGCGCAUUUAUCAGGUGGCCCGUAGGCGCAUCCGCAGGAGGCCAAUCCGCCCGGCUACCCUCCUGCCCCUGGUCUCUGAAGGGAUCACCUCGUUCAACGGAUCCGUCAAGACUGACACUCCAUCAAAGAUAAAGAAGCGUCCCAGAGACACAGUCGAGUCCAAACGGGAGAAGAAGGCAGGCAAGACCCUGGUCAUCAUCACUGGAGUAUUCGUCAUCUGCUGGUUGCCCUUCUUCGUGAUGGCUCUGCUCAUGGCCCUGUGCACCUCCUGCGAGCUCCAUCCCCGACUCUUCUCUCUGUUCUUAUGGCUCGGAUACCUUAACUCGACUCUCAACCCCCUCAUCUACACGCACUUCAACCCGGAUUUCAGGAAGGCUUUCGCUAGGGUGAUCAGGGGUAAGCGUCACCCCUCGGCAAGAGCAUAAAGACCGUGCAUGAACACUCUCCGGCAAUGUUUUAACGUGCAGGGUGAUACAAAAUUCACACAGAACCUUUUUGAGGAAUGUAAGAUACAAAUUAUGAAAUCCUAUUUAUGUAUGAUCAGCGUGGGAUUAAACCUCGGAAAAUCCUUUCAGAUGGCUAGCUUGAAACCCUCUUUCCUCCUCCUCCUCUUUUUUUUUAAUAUUGAGAGAAAUUAAAAUAACAAAGCUUUUAAUUUUAAAUCAUAUUCAUGAGAAAUUAUUUUAAUAGAUAGUAUAUAAUUUUUUUUUAAU
Molecule: messenger RNA, 1529 nt
Organism: Argiope bruennichi
Lineage: Eukaryota; Metazoa; Arthropoda; Arachnida; Araneae; Araneidae
Product: 5-hydroxytryptamine receptor 2B-like
Exons: 3
Coding region: 75-1241 (388 amino acids)
Biological process (GO): adenylate cyclase-activating adrenergic receptor signaling pathway
Cellular component (GO): membrane
Molecular function (GO): G protein-coupled receptor activity
Source: RefSeq, a predicted model, not a curated record